Messenger RNA from Daucus carota subsp. sativus, 1628 nucleotides. RefSeq names its product protein-S-isoprenylcysteine O-methyltransferase A. The coding region runs from base 628 to 1221 and encodes 197 amino acids. The transcript is spliced from 2 exons. Gene Ontology annotation, cellular component: endoplasmic reticulum; membrane. Gene Ontology annotation, biological process: C-terminal protein methylation. Lineage: Eukaryota; Viridiplantae; Streptophyta; Magnoliopsida; Apiales; Apiaceae. Gene Ontology annotation, molecular function: protein C-terminal S-isoprenylcysteine carboxyl O-methyltransferase activity. The record is from RefSeq and is a predicted model, not a curated record.
GUUCUAAAUUUCCCAGUUCUUGUAUUUCUUGAAAUUUCAUUCAUUUUUUUAACUACCAUUAAUUUAUUAGCUUUGAGUUCUGUUGCUAAUUACUACUCUACUUGAUUAAAUAAUUGAUUAAAAAAUGUUUUGGAUCUAUGUGAUGGCAUCUGAUUGCAGUUUGUGAUUUUAUUAUCUUUUUUAUUGUUUUGCUGAGUGGGGUAUCACUUGAAGUUGUGAUUUUGAUAACCAAGUUAUAAUUUUUAAUUCUUGAGUAUGUGCAUUGGUUGAGUACAUCUUAAAGUUACCAUCUUUAUUGUAAUUAAUGGAUUGAUGUGGGCUAUAUAGAAUGUAUAUAGUGUGUUUUAUAAUGUGUCAAACAGGUUGGAAGAAGUGAGUCAUAUAGUUUGCUGUUAUUACGAAGAGGAAUCAAUGGCUAAAUAUAGAGGUGAUGGUACUGUAAAAGCAUUUUUUUAGAUUGAGGUGGAAGGUCAGACUUUAUUAUUAUUGCCAUUUAGCUUGGGAAAAUUUUCAAGUCAGGGCUUACAGGCUGCAGUUAUUUAUCUCUUUGCUAAAGGCAAUAAUAGGUGUAGUUUGGACUUUCAUCUACGCAGUGGUGCUUAUUCGUUAAUUAGAAUAUUAGACAACAUGAAAGAAGUCUUUGGUUACACGUCCUGCAGACAGAUUUCUGAAAUGCUAUUUUCUAUAGCUUUUUUUCAUGUUUCAGAAUACACUCUAGCAAUUAUCUUCCAUGGGAAGUCAAAUGUUACCCUCAAGUCUCUGCUGAUCAGCAAAAACUAUCUUGUGGCGAUGAUUUUUUCAUUGUUAGAGUACUUGGUUGAAAUUUAUUUAUUUCCUGGUCUAAAGGAGCACUGGUGGAUAAGUAACUUUGGCCUUGCCAUGGUCGUAAUUGGGGAAAGUAUAAGGAAAUUGGCAAUAAUAACUGCUGGGAGGGCAUUCACCCAUCAGAUCAAAGUUGAUCAUGAGGAGCACCAUGAAUUGGUUAGGCAUGGAGUUUACGGAUUUGUUCGUCAUCCUGGGUAUUCUGGUUUUCUCAUGUGGUCGGUUGGCACUCAAAUAAUGCUGUGCAAUCCAAUAUCCAUGGUUGCAUUUGCACUUGUCGUUUGGCGUUUUUUCUCACAACGGAUACCAUACGAAGAGUACUUCUUGGAGCAGUUUUUUGGGUCAAGAUAUGAAGUCUAUGCCGAACAGGUUCCUUCUGGGAUUCCCUUUGUGAAUUGAUGGAUCAGAUGCUUCCUUAGACUUGUGGGCCUGGAGCCCUGAACAGUAGGAAAGUUAUCUACAAAUUUUGCUGAAAUUGGAAGGUUUUGGAAAAUUAUUCUUUUUGUGAUUCCCCCGUCUAACUACUUGAUUUUUGAACUAUGCCGUAUCCAUCAUAGACUGAUGAAGCCCCAACUUUUUCUGGUUCAAAGUCGGUUCAUCAACAUAUUUUUGAGGAACUGGCGAAAGUUUUUACAAUAAGCAGCGAUGGCUUGGAAAGCUCUGAAACAAGGAAAAAUGGCUUUAAGAUAUGGCCACCGUCCUUUCUCGCCCAACAUGUAGGUAGAAAUGUAGUAAUGCAAUGUAACUUUAAUGUAACAUUAAUAUACCCCAACUUUCUUUGCAAAAAUCAGUUUACUCGUCUCUAA